This is a messenger RNA of Talaromyces amestolkiae, 3375 nucleotides long. RefSeq lists its product as uncharacterized. Gene Ontology annotation, biological process: transmembrane transport. Gene Ontology annotation, molecular function: ATP hydrolysis activity; ATP binding; ABC-type transporter activity. The record is from RefSeq and is a predicted model, not a curated record. The coding region runs from base 1 to 3375 and encodes 1124 amino acids. The transcript is spliced from 4 exons. Gene Ontology annotation, cellular component: membrane. Lineage: Eukaryota; Fungi; Ascomycota; Eurotiomycetes; Eurotiales; Trichocomaceae.
AUGUCCCCAAUCCUCAAAGUACAACAAUCUGAACUCUCCGAAGCUUCCAAAAUCGCAUACGACGCCUUCAAAUCCAUUGACGUGGUCAAAUGUCUCAACGGACAGUCAUCAACUUAUGCUCAAAUGAUGGCGCGAAUCAAGACGGCUGCUCGGUUGUAUAUGAAAUUAGCUGUUCUCGUUUCAGUUCAAACGGCGUUUCCACGAUUCAUGUCGUUCGUCAUGUUUGUGCAGGGCUUUUGGUACGGAAAUGUAUUGGUACAAUCAGGAAAGACGACGCCAGGCGAUGUCUUGACGACGUUUUGGGCUUGUUUGAUUGUUACGCAGUCGCUAGCACAGCUGGUGCAGCAUUCAGCUUCGUUGGAAAGAGGAAAAAUUGCUGGUGAAACGUUGUAUCAGUACAUAUUUGCUGAUGCUAUGAAUGAAUCGCAAUUUAGGAUACAGAGGAAUCGGUAUCCGAAUCUCCAUACCGAGGAUAUCGUCUUGAAAGAUGUCGUCUUUGCUUAUCCAUCCACACCCGAAAGACCGGUACUCAAUGCUCUUAAUAUCAGAUUUUCGGCAGGCAGGACAACCUUCAUUGUCGGACGCAGCGGAGCCGGAAAGAGCACCCUAAUGAACCUGCUGUUGCAAUUUUAUUCACCAACCUCUGGGGGGAUUCUAGUCGGAGAUACCCCAUUUCAAGCGACUGACACAGCCUGGGUGCGCCAAAAUGUGACUUUUGUCCAACAGAAUAGCUACCUGUUCAACGAGACCCUUUGGGAUAACAUUGCUUUUGGGGCACGUAGCCCACGAAGCGUCUCCAAUGAACAGAUGGAGAGGAGUAUUGAGAUGGCAAAUCUACAAGACACAAUUCGCAACUUACCGAAUGAGCUCAACACCGUUGUUGGAAUGGGUGGAGACUUGCUCAGCGGCGGACAGAAACAGAGAGUCGCUAUUGCGCGAGCGAGGAUGAAGAACAGUGCAGUCCUCAUUCUUGACGAAUUCACAAGUGCAUUAGACCCUGAUAAUCGCUCGACGGUUAUGGAAUCCGUGCGAAAAUGGAGAUAUGGGAUGACGACGAUUAUUGUUACCCAUGACACGGCUAAUAUACUUGAUGAUGAUCUGGUGUAUGUGUUAGAAGCUGGAAGAGUGGCUGCUUCGGGGCUCAAGAAGGAUUUGAUAAAGGGUGAUCAACGUGCAAUUUUUGCGGAGGCAAUUACUGAUCCGAUAAUGGCCCGGCAUUCACUUGGCCAAAAUACGAUCGAGUCGAAGUGUUUAUCAGAGCAGUCCUGGUUUGACGAUUCUCCAACCAACACGUGGUUUCCAUCCUGUGAGAGUGAUGGUACCACCGCCUUGAUUGAUAGCAAAGCGCCAGGCAGUCCGUAUGAGAAAGAUAUCAAAUUUUCACCAAUACCACAAAUCUCUCUUCGAGAGGUAUUACCUAUUCCCCGUCGCAAAUCGCGGUCUGGGCGUGAUCGAUCGCCCAACGCAGAUGACGAGAAGCCUCUCACAUCUCCAGACACGCUCCGAACCUUUCUAGCAAGAGGUCAUCGUUAUAAGAAGCUAGAGUCGGAAGGAACCGAAACAAUCACCACGACCCUACCGUUGCACAAGACAUUGAUGACCAUUCCCAAAAUUCUCAAUCUGAAACAAAGAAUCCUUUUAGGUACCGCAAUAGCACUCGCAUGUAUCCAUGCAGCCGCGACACCUAUCUUCUCAUACCUCCUCUCUCAGCUUUUUGACUCCUUCUACAUUGCAGACCGACACAAAGCCAGCUCGAUAGCAAAAAAAUAUUCCAUAUCAAUCGUUUCGCUAUCUAUAGUGGACAUCUUCAUAACUUUUGGUAUGUACUACAUCCUGGAAUACUGCAGCCAAACAUGGAUGGACAAGCUACGCGCUCGGUCGAUGCAACUCGUUCUUGCUCAGCCAUGUUCAUGGUUUGAGCAGGAAGAUCACAGUCCCCUUCAACUCACUAUCUGUCUCGAUCAACAUGCCGAGGAAAUUCGUAAUUUGGCGGGCAAAUUCGGAAGUUUUGUGAUUAUUUCCAUCAUGACGGCUUUUAUUGCUAUUGUCUGGAGUUUGAACUUGAAAUGGCAGUUGACGUUUGUGAGUCUGUCAUGUGCCCCGGUGUGGUAUGGAGUGAGUAAAGGGCUAGAAGCGGUGAACACAAAGUGGGAAAGAUUAUCGAACGAUUUGAAUGAGGAUAUGGCGAAUGUGUUUUCAGAAGCAUUUAUGGAUAUUGCGACUGUGAGGGCGUAUACGUUGGAAAAUCAUUUUAGAGUUAAACUUGCGGAUGUUUCACGUCGGAGGUUAGGCGUUGGGUUCAAACGGGGGAUCUAUACAGGGUUGCUUUUUGGACUUGCGGAGUCCGUUAUCAUUUUUGCGAGUGCAAUGCUCAUUUAUUAUGCGGCGGAUUUGGCUGCCCUUGACGCAAAAGGAAUCUCUAAUAUUGUGUCAGUACUCACAAUGAUCUUAUUCAGUCUUGGAUAUGCAGUUUCCAUGAUGUCGUGGAUUCCACAGGUGAACUCGGCCAACGACACGGCAACGCGGCUCAUCAAACUGUCCCGACUACCACAUGGAUCCUCGCACGAAACUUCAGGCAAACUUCGAGUCUUUGAGCCCGUCCCCAUCGAAUUUCAUAAUCUUAGCUUCCGAUAUCCAUCACGUCCCGAAGCGCCCAUUCUCACCAACUUCUCGUUGAAAAUCCCCGAAAGCAGCUGCUCAGCGAUAGUAGGAAGCUCCGGCUCAGGCAAAUCAACCAUCAUAUCCCUUCUUCUGGGCCUCUAUGCCUGCCCCGACCCAUCACCAGGACAAGGCAUCACCGCACCACUUACUCUCGGGGGCGUCGAUAUCCGACAACUCCAUAUGCCUACUCUUCGAUCAAUGAUAGGUUACGUUCCGCAACAACCAAAACUCUUCGCCGACACGGUCCGCGCAAACAUCACAUAUGGACUUGACCCUUAUUCCAGGUUCAAUUCCCUCAAGAACGUCGAAGCCGCCGCCACCGCGGCUGGAAUAGCAGAUUUCAUCCAUUCUCUGCCGGAGGGAUAUUCAACGCUAGUCGGAGAAGGUGGACUCACAUUAUCGGGCGGCCAGGCUCAGCGUCUGGUAAUUGCGCGCGCGUUAGUACGGCAUCCACGGAUUCUGAUAUUGGAUGAAGCUACUUCGAACCUGGAUACGGAGAGCGCGGAAAUCAUUCGCAGAUCUGUGAGGAGGCUAUUGAGUGCGCCGAGACAAGGACUGACGGUCAUUCUGAUUACGCAUUCGAUGGAUAUGAUGGAGAUGGCGGAUAAUGUGAUUGUUGUCAACAAAGGGGGCGUGGUGGAGCAGGGGUCGUUUACGGGGCUAUUGAAGAAGAGGGAUGGGAGGUUGAGGGAGAUGUUGGACGUUGGAUGUUGA